UCCUGUUUCAAUCAGGGGCGUCACACAGACGCACGACUCUAAUCUCAGGCGGUUUCACCUUCUCCUUAACUACCAAACAUCAUCUUAAAGCCCGAACAACUUUUACUUUUAGAGGAGGCAGAGCUGGGCUUUACAAAAAAAAAGGAAGAAAAAAAAAAUCCUGACGUCGAGGGACUGACGUGUUUUCUUUUUUUUUUCUUUCCGCAUUUACCUCGACGGGAGAAAAAAGACCACAACUUUUCCUCUGUUGUUGUCGGUGGUUUGUAAAAAAAGAGACCCGCCUAUGACCUUCACGUCUUCUUACAUUAAUGUAACAUCCACCGGAUACAGGACUUUAUUUUGAUGUAACGUGGUUUUUUUUUUGUUUUUCCAAACUUCAACAUUUUUUUUCCUUCCUUGAAUGCGUUGCCAGUAUGAUGAUGUCACCGACGCCGCUUUUUCCUGAAGUUAUGGCGGAGCGCAACUUUUUUAACUUCUCUUGACUAUUGUGAGCGUUUGUUUUUCUAAUGGAGCACCUUCAGGGAGCGUGGAGGACCCUGAGCAACGGUUUUGGAAUGAAGGACUCUGCGUUCGAGGGCCCCUGCCUUUCCCCGACCAUGGUCCAGGGAUUUACCUGCCAGCGACGCUCCUCAGACGACAGCAAGAUGUCAGACUCCAAGACUAGCAGCACAAUUCGUGUCUACCUCCCAAACCAUCAACGCACUGUGGUAAAUGUACGACCAGGCAUGAGUCUCUUUAGUUGCCUGAUCAAAGCAUUGAAGGUGCGAGGUCUGCAGCCCCAGUGCUGUGCUGUCUUCAGGCUUACAGGACCGAGUAAAAAAGUAAGGAUGGAUUGGAAUACUGAUUCAGCCUUGCUGAUCGGGGAAGAGCUGCAGGUGGAGGUUUUAGACCAUGUUCCUUUGACGACACAUAACUUUGUCCGGAAAACAUAUCUGAAGUUGGCGUUCUGUGAUAUUUGCCAGAAGUUUCUUUUGAAUGGAUUCCGUUGCCAAACAUGUGGCUACAAGUUCCACGAGCAUUGUAGCACCAAAGUGCCCACGAUGUGUGUGGACUGGAGCAAUAUAAGACAGCUCCUGUUGUGUCCAACACCUGGUGAGGGCGGAUCCUCAAACCGACGGCUGCCACGGUUUCCAAGCUCGGCCCACCAAUAUUCUGCUUCUCAUGCCUUCAAUGACACCACGUACCCACCCACAGGCGGCGGUCUUUCCCAGAGGCAGCGCUCCACUUCCACACCCAAUGUCCACAUGGGUAGCACUACCCUGCCUGUAGACAGCAGCAUGAUUGAGUUAGACUGCCUGAAUACCUCUCCCAGCUCCUGGUGCCAUAGAUUCUGGCUGAAGAGGAAAGUAGGUAUUGUGCACUUCUCCCAGUCUUUUGUUGAGGCCUCAUCUGAGAGUCCAGAAAAGGAUGCAAUGCGUGAUCAUGAUUCUGCGGGGAGUUCUCCCAACCAGAGCCCCACCGGCUGGUCUCAUUCCCAAUCCAAGGCUCCUGCACCUGACAGGCGAGAGAGGGUUCCGUCCUUUAACACUCAGGAGAAAAAUAAAAUUAGGCCCCGGGACAAGAGAGACUCGAGUUACUACUGGGAGAUUGAUUCCAGUGAAGUGUACCUGCAUUCCUGCAUUGGUUCAGGCUCCUUUGGUACAGUAUACAAAGGAAAAUGGCAUGGGGAUGUGGCAGUGAAGAUUUUAAAGGUGACUGACCCGACACCAGAACAGUUCCAGGCGUUCAGAAACGAAGUGGCAGUCCUGAGGAAAACGCGACAUGUCAACAUCCUGUUGUUCAUGGGCUACAUGACGAAGGACAACCUGGCGAUUGUGACUCAGUGGUGUGAGGGUAGCAGCCUUUACAAACACAUUCAUGUCGUGGAGACGAGUUUCACGAUGAUCCAGCUCAUAGAUGUUGCACGACAGAUAGCUCAGGGCAUGGAUUAUCUGCAUGCAAAGAACAUCAUCCAUCGCGACUUGAAGUCCAACAACAUUUUCCUGCAUGAAGGGCUAACGGUGAAGAUCGGGGACUUUGGUCUUGCUACGGUGAAGGCCAGGUGGAGCGGCUCACAUCAGGUGGAGCAACCAUCUGGAUCCAUUCUUUGGAUGGCUCCUGAAGUUAUACGGAUGCAGGAUAACAAUCCCUACAGCUUCCAGUCUGAUGUCUAUUCCUAUGGAAUUGUCCUCUUUGAGCUCAUGACGGGAGAACUCCCAUACUCCCAGAUAGCAAACAGAGAUCAGAUUAUAUUCAUGGUGGGAAGAGGCUAUUUGUCUCCAGACCUCAGUAAGCUCUACAAGAACUGCCCCAAAGCUAUGAAAAGGCUGGUGGCUGAUUGCAUCAAGAAGUUGAAGGAUGAAAGGCCGCUCUUUCCACAGACCUUGUCCUCCAUAGAGCUCCUCCAGCACGCUCUCCCUAAGAUAAACCGCAGUGCCUCAGAGCCAUCCUUGCACAGAGCCACCCACACCGAGGAUAUCAAUGCCUGUACUCUGACCUCCACCAGACUGCCUGUUUUUUAGAGGCUCAGUCAGCAUUGCUCCUCACCCUUUUCCUCAAAAGUAUACAAAUUAGUCCAAGCACUCAAUGUGCUGAAAUGCUCUGCAUAAAAUUGCUAGUACAGGUCAACAGAUGUACAUACAAUCAUAUAUAUUGACUAGGCAAUGCUAGUCAAUUAAACUUGUAAAGAAAACAGAGAGAGAGGGAAAGGAUCAUCUGAGAUUAACUAUAGGAGGGAGUGGCAAAUAAUGCAAAGCACAAAUGAAGGGGUCAGCAUAGGGUACAUCGCUGCAUGUAUUAUGAAGUAUGCAGAGGCUUUAUGUUGGCUUGAUAUUUGGUUUGUUGUAAAUAUAUGCACGCACACCUACCUAAGACAACGAUGAAUGGACUUUGAAGAAAGCUCAGGUGACACGUGCGUCUGGAUGUGGAUUCUGCGACGUGAAGCACACCCUUUAACAACCCUUGCUGGUUUUUAAUGAAGAUGACUUUUAAAGCUCACCUGCCUUAAGUGGAGACAAAUUCUGGACUAAAGUCCUGCACAACUUCACCUCCUUUGGUUUUCACAAAGUCGUUGAAAGCAGUUCGUUUAGUUGCACAGUAGCUGAUUUUGCAUCAUUUAAAUGAUUGAGUGGACAUGGGAAUUUUUUUGUUUUUUAAAAUCUUUAGUUCUUUUAAUUGUCCUUUUUAUUUUGGAGUCAUUUUGGAUGAAUUAAAGCCUGUCUGAGUGAGUAUGGCCAUGGAAAUCUGCACAUAGUAAAAGUAAAGGUUUAAACGGUCCAUGUAGUUGUUUCAUUACUCUGAGAAAGAGAUUUGUUAAUGCUGCACAGGUGUUUUUGAGCUGAAUGUUUGCAAGGUAUCUUAAAUAUUUUAAUGAAGAAAAAUAGAUUUACAUUUUUAUUUCAGUCCAAUUUUAUUUAUGUGGCUUGUAUUAAAACACAAGUCGUCUCUGGGCGUUUCCGGAGACCCAGAACAUGACCCCCGAGCAAUGAUUAGUUAAACAUUGACGGGUACGGUCAUUAUGACACUUUAAGGCGGACAAAAAGUGUCUAGCCUGUUUUAAUAAAUUAAAGGAGAGCAUACCCAAAAAGUACAGUAGACUGCGUGGAUCAUCAGUCGUCUUAAAGCACACGUAUUGACAAUGUAGAUAAUUACAAUUUCAUAAUCAGAAGAAUCAGAAUCAGCUUUAUUGGCCAAGUUUGAACAUGCCAGACAGGGAAUUUGACUCAGGUUAUUUCGCUCACUGUACCCAGAUUUAAAUAGUUGCAAACAGUGAAUAGACAAAAGGCUCUUAUUAACAUAUAUACAAUAAAAAAAGUGAAAGGUGCAGCAGUAUGAGGUAGACAUGGUUAUUGAAAGGUGCAUUAAUACAGCAUAGAAAAGAAUAGAAUAGAAAGAUUUUAUUGUCAUUAUAGUAUAAUGAGAUUAAGCAGCAGUUCCAUAAAAGUGCACACAUGUAAAAGGCUAUGUAAAAACAAAAUAAGAAACAGACAAUAUAAAUAUAUAUACACUAUAAAAAUUAAUGAAUGAAAGAAUAUUGCACAUAAAUGAAUGAAAUAAUAUUGCAAAGUAUAAGGUAGCUCAUGGUUGUGCAGAUAUGGCAGUACAGUUUUAGUUCAGAAUGUUCACAGCUUUGGGAAAAUCUUUUUUUUUUUAAAAGCAUAUGAUUGUGGUUAUUAUUAAUCAGCACUGAACCAGUACAGCCUCCCUUCUUGUUCACGGACAUAGUUGAGGCGUAUGCAUGUGUAAGACGUGGUGGCAGAGGUAAUGUUUGCUGUAGCGGUGGCAACGUGGUAAACCCUCGCCGGGGAUCCAGCCUGGCACCCGGGGCCCGAGGCCCCCGAGGCCCCGGUGGCUGACGCCGCUGUGGCCCAUAGCUGCAGGGGGGGUUGUUUUAGUAUAAACACACACCGUUCAGGCAGCACCGCUCAGUGUUGAGAAUUUACAGUCAAUAUAGGGAAACUUGUGAUUACAUAAAUAUGGGUAUAAGUGUCUAAUAUUCAUCAUUUUCAAUUUGAACCACUUUUAAAAGCCCGACUGCAAGAAAGCAUGAUGUCAUGACACGUGGCGCAGUACAAAAAGCCUUCGGUCGACUACAGAUCAUCUAUUUUUAUAACAGCUCUGCUGUAAGUGUUGAUCUGUUCAACAUCCGAGUCAUGACCAGGUGCGGGGUGUAACAGCGCCACCUAGCGGGCCCGUCUGCAGGAUGACCACUGGAUUCUGUUUCGGAUGUAAUGGAAGAUAAGUUGACUUGGGUUUCUCUUCAUCAGCAUGUUCAACAAUCUACACGUUUUUGUCGUUUUGACUGCAACAUCCCAUCCACACUCAGAUUCAGACUCCGUUUUACCUACUUGGUUAAAGCACCGUUGAGGGGAACGUCUCCUCAGGUCUGAAUGUCUUGAUCCUAUAAGACUGGAAAACAUUUAUUUUGCAGUUUUCCUUUAUGACUUUGUGGGGGAAGCUUUCAAGCCCCUUUGCACUCGAUGCUACACACACAUGUCCAGGGUUCAGGAUCAAUCUAACUGAUGCACCUCAAGGCUUUCAGAGAGAUUUCCUGGAAGUGUACGUGUUCCCUUGAUCCAGGAGAAUGAUUCUAUAUUUUGCUUUACAUCUCCACCCUAAAAAGUCCUCUCUGGUAGAGGAACAUCCCCACAGCAUCAUGCUGGCAUCAGCAUGAACCAGAGGGGUUGAGGGAUGUUCAGUGGGGCCACAAGACACGCAGGAAAAAACAAACUAACUAUGAAGCACUUCAUUAUCUUUUAAAAAUUAUUAGAUGAUUUUACUCACUGGUUACAAACAGUUGUUCAUUUGUUAAAGGGAAAGAACUACAAAAGUUUGCAAGCUUCUAAUUUAAUAUUUAUAUAACAUAUACUUUUGAUAAAAAAAUGUUUAUCUUAAAAAAAACAAUUGUAAUUAUAGACGUUGCAUAUGUGUAGUACAGUAAAAUGCUCAGAGUGGAAUUACAACCUCUGAUGAUAGUAUAUUUAGCUUUAUUUAAAAAAAAAAAUCACAAUAUGAAUUCACAAUAUUGUUUUGUCAGCUUCAUUAAGUCAAUAUACAUCCAUGUGCCUUUCAGGCCUGCGACAGGCCUGCGACAGUCCUGUAAAAGCUUUGCUAUGUUUUAAUGCUGCCUUUCCUUCUCAGAAGUAAAACCCUGCCAAAUCUCUGGAUCCACCUCUAAUAUGUUGAACCGGUGUUUUCACUAAGGACCGAGCAUCUACUGUACCUGCAGAGGAGCUGCUUUAGGGAUUGAUUGGACAACUGCUGGACAGGAUUUUUACUUUACCGCACCUGAAUUAUCCGCCUCUGCUUCUCAAAAUACCGUGGAGUAUUUGGUGGCAGAGAAACCAGGCCUGAGACACACAAAUUAAUGUAAAUUAACAAAUAAAAUGAAAUUGACAGGACCAAACAUGAAA
This is a messenger RNA of Cololabis saira (Pacific saury), 5891 nucleotides long. It is a transcript of the gene raf1a, whose product is annotated as Raf-1 proto-oncogene, serine/threonine kinase a. Gene Ontology annotation, cellular component: mitochondrion; plasma membrane; cytosol. Gene Ontology annotation, biological process: signal transduction; protein phosphorylation. Gene Ontology annotation, molecular function: protein kinase activity; ATP binding. Bases 507 to 2501 code for a protein of 664 amino acids. Lineage: Eukaryota; Metazoa; Chordata; Actinopteri; Beloniformes; Belonidae. The transcript has 18 exons. The record is from RefSeq and is a predicted model, not a curated record.